CCAACCCUUGCCAACCUCAGUAGCUUCGGGGCACACACGCAAAACCCUCCCCCCCCCACCACCACCCGACUUGGACCAACUUUUGUUUUGUGUUGUGUUGUUUGAUUUCUUUCGGAACAAAAACUUUGUUGGAUCGUUUCCUGGAAAUAUUUCUUUCGGGGGAAGAGCUUUUGAGGUUUUUUUUUGGGUCAGGUUCGUGUGUUUCUUUUAGGGGAAGAGAAAGGAAAAAAAAAAACCAUGUCAAGACGCAGCACCAGCUACAUGUCCAGCAGCAGCCGUUCUCUCGUGCCCACCUCGGGCAACAAGCGGUUGAGUUUCUCCUCCCAGUCGUCGGGUUUCUCCCGAGGGGGUGCGAACCUCUUGGCCGUCAGGCCGUCGAUGGGUGUCAGCGUGAGCUACGAGCCCCACCUGUCCUUCUCGGCGUUCCAGGACUCCCGCGUCCAGGAGAAGGAGCAGAUUAAAGGCUUGAACAACCAAUUCGCAUCCUUCAUCCAAAAGGUGUGCUUCCUCGAGCAGCAGAACGUGCUGUUGGAUAAAAAGCUGAAAGAACUGCAAAAGAGAAAAUCUGGUGGCAACGAUGUGGAUGUCUUGUUCCACAAUUACUGUCAGUAUCUCAAACAGAAGAUCGACUCCUUAACUAACGAGAAACUCAGUUUGACUCUCAACUUGGAGGGCGCCCAAGCACUGGUGGAAGACUGCAAGAACAGGUACGAAGACGAAAUCAACCUUCGCACCGACAGGGAGAAUGAAUUUGUCCUCAUCAAGAAGGACUGCGAUGAGAGCCAGCUCAACAGGAUCAGACUGGAGGCCAAACGCGAAGCCCUUUCCGAGGAGCUGGAAUACCUGAAAGUUAGCUUUACCACGGAGCUCAAUGAGCUGUCCGAGCAGAUCAAUAGCACGAACGUACUUAUUGAGGUCGACAACAACCGUAAGCUUGACCUGACCAGCAUCAUCGGCGAGGUCCGUGGUCAGUAUGACGUGAUGAUCGGCAAGAUGAAAACUGAGGUUUCCUUGGAUAAUGAGAUGAAGGUGGAGAGCAUCAAGAAAGAUGCCGGGAAUUACACGGAUGAACUGAGGAUCAUGAAAAUCGACAUAACGGACAUGGGAAGACACACCUUAAGAUUGAACUCGGAGAUAGAUCUUUUGAAACAACAGAAACAGAAGAUGGAGUCUGCGAUUGUAGAGGCCGAAGAGCGCGGAGAUAUGGCUGUCGCAGAAGCCAAAAAACGCAUCAGCCUAAUUAUUGAAGCCCUGGAGAAGCUCAAGAAGGAGAUGAUGAAGAAGAUUAAAGAAUAUCAGGAAUUGAUGAACAUCAAACUGGCCCUGGACAUCGAAAUUGCCACGUACAAAAAGCUCCUGGAGGGCGAGGAGAGCAGACUCGGAAACCCUGUGCACGUGGUCCACCAAUCAAUAAGAAGUGGACAAUUCGAUAUGGGCAGCAGGAUGGAAGCCAGGAUGGGCGGAAGCAGCUCCAAGUCUGUCAUCAUCAAGACCAUUGAAAGCCAGGACGGCAUAAGGCUCGGGGAAUACUGAGAGAAAUUAAGAGCUGGGAUGUGUUUAUUUUUACGGCGUCCAUGCAUUUCAAUGAUAUUUUACCUCAAUUAUUAAAACAAAAAUCACAUGAAGGAAUCCUGAAGAAGGAAUACGAAGGAAUGAUUCGGAGUACUGAUAGAUCAACGCUGAUUUCUCCACCACUUUUCCCUCCCCUACGGCCCACACUGUGCAACUGAAAUAAAGGUCUAUAGACAAUUCA
Callorhinchus milii (elephant shark) is the source of this 1753-nucleotide messenger RNA. RefSeq names its product keratin, type II cytoskeletal 8. The record is from RefSeq and is a predicted model, not a curated record. Gene Ontology annotation, cellular component: keratin filament. The transcript is spliced from 9 exons. Bases 238 to 1533 code for a protein of 431 amino acids. NCBI's taxonomy places the organism in Eukaryota, Metazoa, Chordata, Chondrichthyes, Chimaeriformes, Callorhinchidae.